This is a messenger RNA of Gigantopelta aegis, 1066 nucleotides long. Its product is annotated as palmitoyltransferase ZDHHC22-like. NCBI's taxonomy places the organism in Eukaryota, Metazoa, Mollusca, Gastropoda, Neomphalida, Peltospiridae. Gene Ontology annotation, cellular component: Golgi apparatus. The transcript has a single exon. Gene Ontology annotation, molecular function: palmitoyltransferase activity. Gene Ontology annotation, biological process: protein palmitoylation. The record is from RefSeq and is a predicted model, not a curated record. Bases 52 to 924 code for a protein of 290 amino acids.
GGUUUGGGGAAUUUUGUGCUGUGUGUCUGUACGGACACUAGCGUCAAACGGAUGCACGGUGACCAGGGUGGAGGUGGCACCACAAGAAAGCCAGUAAAAGACAUUCUGUGUGGAGACUGUGGAACCAUGAAGCCAGGUCGAUCUCACCGCUGUGACACUAAUGUUAAACGGAUGCACGGUGACCUGGGUGGAGGUGGCACCACAAGAAAGCCAGUAAAAGACAUUCUGUGUGAAGACUGUGGAACUAUGAAGCCAGGUCCAUCUCACCGCUGUGACACUAAUGUUAAACGGUUGCACGGUGACCAGGGAGGAGGUGGCACCACAAGAAAGCCAGUAAAAGACACUCUGUGUGAAGACUGUGGAACCAUGAAGCUAGGUCGAUCACACCACUGUGAUCUGUGUCGAACCUGCGUCUUGAAGCGAGACCAUCACUGUUUCUUCAUGGCGGUGUGCAUCGGCUACCACAACCAGAAACACUUCAUAAUGUACUGCCUGUUCAUGUUCAUCGGCACGUUCUACACGCUAGUCAUGGUGGUCAAGUACGCUAACGCUCUCUACGGAGUUCAGUUUUCCGGACCGCAGACUUUCGUUACUUUGCUUGUGGACUUGUUGUCAAAUUCCCUCUCAGGAAAGCCGCCAUCUUUAUUCUACCUGAUUCUGGUGGUCCUACUAUACAGCAGUUUAGUCAUGGGUCUGGUGGCCGUGGGGUUUCUGUACUGGCAAAUCACUAUAGCAACCAGCGGACAGACGACAUACGAGGCAUGGCGUGGGGUGCACACCUACGCUAGAAACCACGCCAAAGACAACUUGAGAGACGUGUUUGGGAAAUUCUGGCUUCUGCUGUUUUUAGUUCCAUUACCACUGCCACAGUAUGGGGACGGAACAUACAGUACCGCCGAACAGGCUAGGAAGAAGAAAGCUUGAUGGUGUGGCGAAAUGUUUCUGUAGACAUACUUCAUUUAUAUCUUCAAUGUGCACAUAUGUAUACAAUUAUUUUAUAUAUUCCGAGGGCUUGACUACAUAAUGAUUGUACAAUAUUAAUGUAUUGUUAAACAGGUUUUUCAUA